Messenger RNA from Camelus dromedarius (Arabian camel), 11855 nucleotides. RefSeq names its product solute carrier family 16 member 7 (gene SLC16A7). Lineage: Eukaryota; Metazoa; Chordata; Mammalia; Artiodactyla; Camelidae. Gene Ontology annotation, molecular function: monocarboxylic acid transmembrane transporter activity. The coding region runs from base 670 to 2187 and encodes 505 amino acids. Gene Ontology annotation, biological process: monocarboxylic acid transport; transmembrane transport. The record is from RefSeq and is a predicted model, not a curated record. The transcript is spliced from 8 exons. Gene Ontology annotation, cellular component: plasma membrane.
GCCUCCUUAAAUUUUGAGCCCUAGGCACCGCCCUUGCCCGCCACACUCCUGGCACUGCCUCCACCCACUGGACGCCAGUAGCACUCUCCCAGCUGUGACAGCCAAACAAGUCUCCAGAUAGUGCCAGACAUCCCCUGGAAAACACAAGAGCCCAGGUUAAGAGCCACUGCAGUCUCACUGGAAUAACUCAGUAUAUUUCUCUUUCAGUUGUAAAAUGCCAAGAGGAGCCAGCAGCAGUGUGAUGGGAUUCAUCUGAAAGGAGUCAAUCUUAAGAUGUGAUGCUUUCCUGUGAAACCUCAGACACGGGAAUCUUGGAAACCAAAGGACCGGAGGACUCUGCCAACAGAGCUGCCGUGCAUUGAGGAAAGGCAGGUUUAGGGAGACUGUCCUACUUUGAGGUCCAGACUGUAAGAGCAGAAUUUUUACAAAGGACAGAGAGGCAAUGGACAAGACUGGAAACCAAGCUGAGUCCCUGGGACCCAGAGCCAAGGAAGAAUGAAGCAGAGGAUAAUCCAGCAUCUGUUCUACCUCUCUUCCUUUGCAUUGCCCUCAAAUACCACACUUCAAGCAGUAGUGACGAGACUUUUCGAUACCACGUGUAAUCCAAAGAAAUCUGUCCACGUGGGCAUCUGCCAACAGGUUACUUGAAUUUCAAAUAGGGGAGCAGCAAUGCCACCAGCAGCAAGUUCCCCACCACUACAUCCACCUCCUGAUGGAGGAUGGGGCUGGGUAGUGGUUGGAGCAGCUUUUAUCUCCAUUGGAUUUUCAUAUGCAUUUCCCAAAGCCGUCACAGUAUUCUUCAAAGAAAUUCAGCAAAUAUUCAACACUACCUACAGUGAAAUAGCAUGGAUAUCCUCCAUUAUGCUGGCUGUUAUGUAUGCAGGAGGUCCUAUAAGCAGUGUCCUGGUGAAUAACUACGGCAGCCGGCCCGUGGUGAUGGCAGGAGGCUUGCUGUGCUGUCUGGGAAUGGUCUCGGCCUCUUUCAGUACCAACGUGGUACAACUUUACAUCACCAUGGGAUUCAUUUGCGGUUUAGGUCUGGCCUUCAACCUGCAACCUGCCUUAACAAUCAUCGGCAAAUACUUCUACAAGAAACGGCCGACGGCGAAUGGCCUGGCCAUGGCAGGAAGUCCUGUUUUCUUAAGCACGCUGGCUCCCUUCAACCAGUUCCUCUUUAAUACUUACGGCUGGAAAGGAAGCUUCUUGAUUUUGGGAGGUAUACUGUUGAAUGCCUGUGUGGCUGGGUCUCUCAUGAGACCUGUGGGACCCAAACUAACUACAAAGAAGUCUAAAAACAAGGUUGGCAUAAGAGCGACGGAUUUGGGUGAGAAGACGAGACAUAAGAAGAAAUCAACAUGGGAAACAAUUAAUAAGUAUUUAGAUUUCUCCCUUUUUAAGCACAGGGGGUUUCUCAUAUACUUAUCUGGAAAUGUCAUCAUGUUCCUGGGGUUCUUUGCCCCCAUUAUAUUCUUGGCUCCGUACGCCAAAGACAAAGGAAUUGACGAGUAUUCCGCUGCCUUCUUGCUGUCUGUUAUGGCUUUUGUUGAUAUGUUUGCCAGACCUUCUGUAGGAUUCAUUGCCAACUCCAGAUUCAUCCGACCCCGAAUCCAGUACUUCUUCAGUUUUGCAGUGAUGUUCAACGGCGUGUGUCAUCUCUUGUGCCCACUGGCUGACGACUACCCUAGCCUGGUGGUCUACGCUGUGUUUUUUGGCCUCGGAUUUGGGAGUGUUAGCAGUGUCCUCUUUGAGACGCUCAUGGACCUGGUCGGUGCUCAGAGGUUUUCCAGCGCUGUGGGGCUCGUCACAAUUGUGGAGUGUUGCCCAGUUCUUCUUGGCCCUCCUCUUGCUGGUAAAUUGGUGGAUGAAACCGGCCAAUAUAAAUAUAUGUAUAUGGUCUGUGGAGCUAUUGUGUUCACAUCCAGUGUGUGGCUGCUCAUUGGCAAUGCUAUCAACUACAGACUGCUCGCCAAGGAAAAGAGGUUGGAGGACGCACAUAAGCCUGAGUUCCAAGAAUCGAAACCCUUGAGCACAUCAAAAAGUCAUGAUGAUGUCACAAGUUUCAGAAGUCUGAGAUCAGGGGUUAAUCCCUUAGAAUCUGAACCCUUGAACACUUCGAAAAAUCAUGAUACUAGUGGCGAAGAUCUGGGAUCAGAGGUUAAUCCCUCAGAAAGAGAAACUAAUAUUUAACCAGAAUUACAUCUCUGAUUUCAGGGUUUAUGACUUUCAUAGGCAUAUUUUAUUUUCAAAGUAUUGGAAGCUUUUAGUUGAAAUGAAGAGUCAUAAUUAAGGAUGGAGAUGAGAUUUUCCUUAAUGGCAAAUUUUAAAUGUUUGCUUUUUAAAACUUAUUUGGGCGGUUAAAUUUUGAGAUUAUGUAUAUAAAGAAUUCAUGCAAUGGGUUUAUUUCCAUACAUGACUCUAGUUGUGGUAGUUAAAAUAAUUUUAAAGUCUUCCAGUGACUUCCAGUCUUGGUUAUAGAGAUCUGAAUCCCAAACCCCUGGUUUAAGUAGUUGGAAGGAGUAUGUUUAAUCCUUUAAGAAUACCCUCACCACAUUUCAUUUUUCAUUUGAUGUUAAAGUGUGAAAUGGAAUGAAAUGAAUUGUUCCCAAACAUGCUCACACACACAGUCUUUCACACACUUAAGAACAAGCACACCGGGUAUCUGGAGCAAAAAAACAAGUUCAAAAAGAAUAUUAUCACUUUUUUUUUUUUAACUUAAAAAAAAAUCCAUGGAGAAUAAAGAAUUUGCAUACUACUUUACAGUGUGGAUUUUAAAGAUAAAGAUUAUAAAGUGAAAAUGAGGGUGAUCUUAAUUUGAAAAAGCAGCUAACUGCUAUUAAAAAAAGGCAUUUGCAUAUGUGAAAUAAAUUUGGAAAAAAAACCCUCCAUUUUAAACCAUUAUUUCUGAGCACUGUCAGAUUUGAUUCAUGCAUGCACAUGAUUUCUUUGAAGGGGGCCAUGCAUACCUGGUGCUAGCAAAUAGAACCCUCAAAUAAUUUGCAGUAUUUACUAAUACGUAAAUCAAAUUAAAAGCCAAAAUGACCCUAGGAAUGAGCUAUGUCCAUUGAUUUUUGACAGGAUUUUAGUAAUUCAGAAAGUAAUAAUCAGGGAUUUCUUUUCAUCAGACUCAAUCCAGACUCACGACCAUAACUCAAUCCAGACUCACGACCAUACUGAGACAUCAAAGUGGAAUCAACUGGAAUCCUGAUAGCUAGGCUUACAAAUGGGCAGCACCCAACAUACAGUGGUGAUCAGGGGGCUACUGUUAGGAGUAAUCCAGCUGAGUAAACGAAGAGUGGGAGCCCUCCAGGGGCUCGCAUUUCCCUCCCCUCCCCAACAUGCAAAAGCAAAACCGGAGAUCAAAGCAGGCUUUUAACUCAGCCACCGAAGAUGUCUCCUAUUAUCAGAAGGGUAGCACUUGAAAAUCCCGCCCUCGGCUGAUGCCUGAUUAGGCUUCCCGCUGCCUGUGAACAUAACUAAACCGGGAGACAAAAAAGCCUGCUAGCACUGGAGGUUGUGUGUGCCUCAACAGUUACUUGGGAAGUGCAGGUUAUAGUUUAUAACUGGAUAGAAAGAAGCUUGCAAUAUUGCAACCCAGGUUAACGUUAGCAGUUUCUCAAUUUUCAUAACUGUAAAAACACUGGGACUCUGACUCGCUCUUGAAUACAGAGGCAUAGGAUAGAUUUGUGCAUUCGGAACUAUAAAUACCAUUUUGAGUGAUAAAGGACUUUUAAAUAAGAAAGAAUGUACGCAUUAGAUCUAAAGUUAUAUUUCCAUCUCUAAUUCUGAAGUUGAAAUGAGAUCGUGAUGAAUAAAAAAGCAUUUAGUGCUUGAUGAUUGAAGUAAUGUCAUUCUUAAGAUAUCAAAAGGAAUUCUCUCUUCCUUUUUAUUAGUAUUAUUAUUGCAGUAGAGGCAGGUGCCAUUCUUUAUUUGCUUUAAAAAUGCCCUUGGAUACCAGGCUUUUUUGAGAGUUAACAUUAAGGAUUUGAUGUGUAAAAUUCUGGCCCUGUUUAAGCAUGAAGCUCACAUUUAGCGAGCUAGAUAAAAUUCCAUAUUUCAUUUGACAUUCACUUUUUUUUUUGCAUAGAAAGAGGUAUUUGUAUUUUUAAGCUGUUAACUAAAACAGUAUGUGCCAAUACCAUGGGUAAAUAAAUCAGGGAAAAUGUGACAGUAUAUAGCUGUUUUUAAUUUAUUUUCAUCCAGUCUUGAGUCUUGUAUGAGCUAUUUUCAUAUUAUUAGCACUUUUGUACUCAGCUCUGACUUGUCAUAGGACAUGUGACAUCAUAAACUGUGUAGUAACUUUCCAAUCUGAAAUAUUUCCACAAAAUGACUUAAAUUCUCAGAAGGUACAUAUUUAAAUUAUUAUAGAUAAUAGACUCCCCACUCCAGGCAAGUCAUGAUCUAGCCUUGGGUUUUAGCCCUAAGGCGACAGUCCUUUUUGUCGCCUCCUGGUGGGUGCCUUCCAGUGGCUUUCUCCUUGGAAGGAGGUUCAUUUACUUACUGAUGAGGUUUUUGUCAAGUCAAAACCAAGUUGUAUUUGUUCUGUUGUUCUUCGGUCAUCUUUAACUUUUCAUUUCUGACACCGAUUAAGUUAAAUUGCUAAAAAAAGAAAGGGGAGUAAAAUUGCACAUUCAAAGCACAUGACAUGAUGUAUGUAUCCAGUCGUGCCUGGCAGCAGCACUGCACAGAGUUACAGAUAUGCACACAUCUUAAUUCCUGUGCGUGAACAUUGAAAAUUAAAUCAGAACACACUUGAAAGAGUGAUGUAAACUCACACACAGGAUUCAGAAUUGUUUCAGGGUCAAAUAAAUGUGUCAAGUCGUUUACUCUCCCAAAUCCCUUGAACUUGUUAGAAUAUUUGUUCCUCCGACAGAAUCUUUCAAAGAGUGAGAAGAGACGAUCAACCUCGAACAUUUAUUAUUAUAAAGUUGCAUAAGAGGAGGAGAUACAGUUGGCUUCCAUGUCAGCAACAAUUAGUGCAGAAUUUAUUUCUUCCCCCAGAGAAUGACACGGUUUAGACGUUCACGAUAUCAUGAAGCAGAGUCAGAGAGCACGAUGACCCCUUGUCGUCCAUUCUCUCAUGGGCUUGUGCAGGAGGAAGGCUAUCAUAAACCAGGGUACCAAAACGAUUCAUGACCACUGGCUGGUUUAAGUAUUUUUUCAUUUGUGAUAACAAGACACCUCAUAUUUUUCACUGUUUAAUCUUAAAUAUGCCUUUACUAAUUUGUGGAUGGAAUACGGGUCUUAGACAUGCCCUGACACAUCACCAUCCUUUCCUGAUCCUUUUAGGAGCCAAUCAGAACACAUUUAAGGGACAGUGGGUCAUACUGGUGUCCUUCAUGUUGGAAGACGAUGUUUUCUCAGUGUAAAUUCACAUUGCUUGUGAAUUUCACUUCUUUAGUAUCGAGUUCUAACCACCUGAUCUCCUGGCUCUCCCCAGGACGCUAGGUAAUAAGUAAAAUACUUCGGUUUGAUAUAUUUGAAUAUGCACUUUAAAAAUCUAGGUAUUUUUUUACUUAUCCUUCUCUGGCUAUACAUGGCAACUGAGGAUACAGGAAAAAGACCAUAAGAUGUAUGAUGUAACUGUUUUUAUAUUGAUAUAUUUCGUAUUGAUGUUAUAAAAUGCAGAGAAACAAUCAGUUAGUUGAAACUUAUUUUCCAUCCAAAAAUACCUUUUAAAAAAAAAUCUUAACAUGUUGCGGGCUUUUAAUAAAACAAAAUAAACAGUCAUGAUUGCUAGGCUCAGUUUAAUAGGGAAAGGAAACGAAUCUUUAUGUGUCCUGCAUUUUGCCUGCGAAGUACCUUUUAAUAUUCAAGCCUAAUCAGAAGUGGAGGCUGUUGGCCUGGUGGAAUAAAUAGGUGAAACAAAACAAGGAAGUUCAGCAAAUUACCCAAAGUUAAAACGUAGUAUGUGACAGAACACAGAACCAGAACUAAAACUCAGGUUUAUCUAAAACUAGAAAGAGCCCCUAGGGUGUUCACUGCCACGCUGUCACCCCAUAGAAGCUAGAGAUACAAAGAUAGACAAAAUACAGAUGCAAAAAAAAAUUAAACCUUAUGUGAUGAACCAAUUAGCUUUAACUGCAAUUUGUAUUAUGAUUUAUUGAGUGUUUAUUAGAGACUGUGUUUGCUAUAACCUGAAUAUGUAAUUUCAAAUUGCCUGCCUUUCUAACCAAAGCAAAUUAUCCCCAACGAUGGUUAACGAUUGUAUAGUAGCCAUAAUUGCUUGUGACUUUUUUUGUAAAAAUAAUGACAUUUAUAUGGCUCAAGCACAAUAUAUUUUCCCUGAAGUUGGAUUCAGAAGAAAAAUGCUAUUUUCUUUAUGGACAAGUAAUUCCCAUAUUAGUUGCUACUUAUUAUGACUCAAAAAUUAAAUGUACUUACUGUGAAACAUUAUAUUCAGAAUUAUAGUGAUUCCCACUUACAGGUUCAUCCCAAGCUACCAAAAACUUGUAAAAGGUUUAGGAGGUACAAAUAAUUCGGCUCAUCGAUACAGUAUAUAUUUACUUUCAUCACUUACUGCAACUGUUCCUACACCGUAACUGAUUUUUCAAGUGUCCCUGAACAUUGUCAUUCUCCUUCUGGCCCGUUGUUCUGCAGCGAGAACGAGUGCAUUGCUUUUGUCCUCUCCACCUAAACUUUUGACAUCCUUGGAACACUGUUCUCCUUAACGCUAUCUCAGAUGGUGCACUUCCAGUGUCUUACAUCUUGCACAAAGUCACUCAUACCGCACCUGGCCUUGUUUGUUUGAUUUGCAGGAAUGGCCACGUUCCUGGGGUCGGCAGUGUCUGCUUUUGGCUGUAACCACUCAUGUUCACAAAUAGGGGAACUCGUGUGACUGUAGGCUUGAGGUUUCCGGGAUAAGGAAGGUGCUUAUGUUCUAGAUAAUUUUUCUGUUACUAUGACUUUUCCUUAGGCAUGAUAAAUAGGUAAUUGAAUAUGACUUUUAAGAAUCUAGAAAAUUAGAUUGUUCUGUCCUUGACACUAUUCAGGAUGUUUCUAAUUUUCUCAAAGUGCCUGGAACUUUGAGAAACACAGCUUACCGUCACAGCAUGCCAUCAUUACAUACCGUCCUGUAGGCUCUUCCAGUGCAGUGACAUCACUGACACAUCAUACCGUUACCAAGUAGAUUCCUAACUGUAACAACUCACAGUACCAAAGAGCAUCAAAAUCGUUGCGAUAAAAAUUGAGAUUACAAGCUUUAUUUUAUUCAUCUCACUUAUUUUUUAGGUUUUGAGUCCUACAUAUUUACGGGCAUAAUCUCAUGUUUGAGCAAUGCACUUAAAAGCUGAAAAGCCCCAAUUGUUGGUAAUUAUAAUGCUUGUAUAAUCAAAAUCACAAACUAUCUUUGUUGAUAUUUUAUAAAAAAUCAAUAAUUUGCUGAGUUCACAUUUUUGGUAGUUCUGACUUUCUCUUCUUUGUUAACAAAUUGUACACCAGGUUGUAACACUUUACAAGGUCCUGUGGUCUGGUUUUCUCAGUCUUCUGCUUUGCCUUCACUUUAUUUCACAAUUAUGUGCAGUUCACGGAAGAAUUAUCAUCACAAUGAGAAUCAUAAUUUUAGGUCUCGACCUUAAGAGGAAAAGUAAUAUUGCAAAAAUAAUUUUAUUUUAACGGAGCAUAUGAAAAUUAUUUUAGAGCAAAUUAUUUCUCCUGUCCCAACCCAUGCUGCCUACCUUCCUCCCCUCCUUUUUCCCUAUAGUUAUUUUCAAAAAUUACCUUUCUUUCAUCUUUUUUCAUAAUGUCUUUAGCAUUUUAUCUAAUUAUGGACUUUUUAGUAUAGCAUUUUGUCUCUUUGGUGGGUUUAAUUAUACUUCUACCUGCAAUGCUCUCCAUGUUUUCCAGUCUUCGUAUAUAUUCAUUAAUAAGGAAAGUAAUGUUCAGGAGAAUUUUAGUAGGUAAGAUUCAGUGAUCAUAAAUUCAUCACCGUAUCAGCAACUGUUUUUCUUCACAUGGUAAAACAAGUUUUUGUUUGUUUGUUUCUUUGUUUUAAAUUCAAAUAUGGCAAAACAGCUCUAUUUGAAAACAGUUACCCAACUUUCUACUAAGACAUAAGUCAGUAAAAAGUUCUUUUAAGAUGAACAAAAGAAUGGAAUGCUUAUCUCGUGUGAAUUUCAGGGUGAAAUUUUCAGACAUAUUCUUCUGAUUAAGCCUUUUUAUUCUGAGUAUUUUGUUGUUGCUUUAUUUUUAUAUGCAUCUAGAAAACAUUUUAGUCUCAGUUUGUAGAGCUUCUUCAUUAGAGUACACAUUUCUGACAUGUUAUUUAAUGGGCUUUAUUUUUCUGGUAAGUGCUUUCUAUGUCUAACUAAAGCAUGAAUAUUUCUGGAUUUAGUGAGAAAGGACAUGCGAACCAGAGUGUUUAUUUUCUAAGCAUUAAAUGCCAUUGUAUUUUGAUUUGUGCUGUAUUUUGGUUUUUAUACAUUUAAGUUAGUUUUGUUAGAUACCUGUAUUUUGAGAGAGUAAGACUAGAACAGGUGAGCGCUUUGCCUAAACAUGUAUUUGUCCUCCGAGUAAAUGCAGAGUUGGAAAUAGAACCAGGUCUUUUAAUUCUUAAUCUAUUUUUUCCCAUUAACCAUCUUGUUUGUAAUGGUGAAUAGAAAGUAAAUCUGUAUUUUUCUGGAAACACAUAUUCUAACCUUACUUGAUAAAUCCUUUAUUUACAAAAUGAAUAUAUUUCUCCUAAUUGAAUCAUACUUUGCAAAAUGCCAUUUAUAAAUUUAAUUUGAGGACUAUUUCCUGAUUCCCACAGCAGAUGAUUCUUAGUGAGCUGGACAAACAACUACAGGGAUGAAGGAUUUUGCACAAUGUGUGUUGCUAUAGCAAUAUGUAAGUCACUAAAAAAACUCACCAAUUUGUUUAUAGAAUCCAUGUGUCAAUAUUCCAUUAAUUCCUUUUUUGCCUACGUUCAUGUUUUAUUCACUUAUUUGUUUUCUAAAAGUAUCAUGCCAGAGCACAGAGGGGGCAAUACAAGUUUGUUAAAUUGUUAACUUGUAUCCAAGAGAUGGUUGCCGUUUGACAGCGCUGAGGAGAGCAGGGCAACUGCAUUUGUUGACUUAACAGUCUGAGGAUGACUAGGAUAAGAUCUAUCUCCAACGUAUUUCUUCUUAAAUGGUCAUUGCACCAUGGAAACAAGUUUGAAACCCCACAGAAGAUUAUAUGAGCCCCUCUGUACCUUAAUGUCCUCACUAUAAACGUCAAGAACUUUAGCUACUUCAUAGGGCGGUAAUGAACAUUAAAAGAAAUUAUACACAUUAAGUGCUUACUACAGUGCUUAACACGAAAAGAAGCACAAAUAAAUGGCCAUCUGCUAGAUUAUAAGCUGCAAAAAAUAAAAGUAAAAAAAUAAAUGGCCAUUUCACCUAGAUGACAAUAGCAAAUUUACAACAGUUAAGACUAGAGUUUCUGUUAUGUGAGAUUCCGUCUACUUCCAGCCCCCAUCUUCUCUAGAUAUUCUUUCUAGAUUUUUCCCUUUUGAUUUCAUUCCAGAAAAAAAAAAAAAAAUCCUAAAUACAAGAUCCCUGGUGAAAGGAAAGAGCGGUCCCUGUGAGGAAUUCACUCUGUGAAAGUGUGAAAACAGUAGUCUGCACUCAAGAUUCGUUGCUUAGUUCAUUAAGGAUAUUUACCCUAAGAACAUACAUGAUAAACGUUUUGAUAAACUGAUGUGUCACAGUAAAAUUUUGCAUGAAUCGGGCCUUAAAACACAUCUGCCGUGAUGUGUUUGGAUUCGGCCACACUGACAUCCGGAUACUCAGCUGGCGCUGGCACCGUGACGGGGGCGGGCCUCAGUCACUGCCGCGAGUGCAUCGACUUAACACAGGGUCCUUUCUUUGCAAUGAUGAUCAAAGUGGGAUUGCACGUUACUUAUAUAUUAUUCAGGUAUAGAAAUUUCUGUGUUGAAGAUGGAAGAGCAGGAUCUUCUCAGACAUUUUCUAAACUUUACAUUUGAUUUGAACUUCUUUAUUUAAAAGCACGUUCCUUCAAUUAUUCUAAACUAGCCAUGUUGAUUAACAUUUCUUAGAAUGAAUAGUUCCUCAUUUUUGAGGAAUUUUUGAAACCAUUUUAUUUAGUAGUUAUAUUCCUUCAACAUAUUUUUUCUUAUCUUUUUAUUACAUUUGGGCAGGUAUUAAAAGUAAGACUAUUGGGGUGAAAGUUUUACCUAAUGACAUGUUUCUAAUAAGACAGACAUUGCACAUUCCUUGGCCUAGCUACACCUAGCUAACUUCUGCAAGAAUUUUUCAGGAUUGCAUUCAGGGGUUAACCUACAGAAUUUUUAAAAAAUACCAAUUACAUCUUAGGCUGUAUUUUUAUGAUUGUUAAGUGAAAAAAUUAAAAUGUGGUUGAUUUGUUGGUUCUGGAGGCAUCUUCGAGACCACAGAGCAGAUGAUCAUACUGUCACAUGGUCUGUCAAUUACUAUGAGAGUGAAUUAAAGAGAAAGGUAGUUUUGCUUGACGCCAAAGGUGACCACCCAGUUGUUUGUAACAUGACCUAAAUCAUGACUGUACAUAUUUCACUUUUCAAAAAAAUCAAUAAGGUAUAAAAAAAUAAUUAAUAUAAAUGACUGUCAAAGUUUAAAACUAGAACCCUCGUCUUGUUGCCUUCUUACAGAUGAAUGUACUUAAAGUAACUAUGAUGAUCUUGGAAUAUAUAUUUAUGUCUGUAAUUUUUGUCUAUAUAAUAGUUCUGAACUGGGCAAAUAAAACCUGGGAAAAAAUUAACCAAAAGUGGUAUGCCAGUUAGCCCAGCACCUCCAUACAAACACAUAUUUGGUUUUUAUCUAAAGAGAGUGUAGAAUUAUUUAAAUCAGAAAUAUAUUAUAUUGUUGAUCAUUUAAAAAAUAUAUUUAGUUCAAUAUGUUCCAACUUCAUUUUUAAGCAAGCUUAUUUGACUACUAAAUCACUUACCACUUAUCUUUUAUUUAUAUUACGGUGUUAUAUGGACAUACUAUGUUAGAAAAAUCUCUAUUGUAAAAAAAAAGUCUCUAUUGUUGUUUCUAAGUUUCACUAUGUAACUAACUUGGAACCAAAUGUUGAAUUACUCUGUGUGGGUAUGUGUUUUGCCUGCAGUUUUUAAUAUAUUUUCAAAUUCAUCUCUCUUUACUAGACUUUGAGCUCCCAGUAGACCAGGACGUUACCUUAGUUAUAAUGACAACUUUAAUGCCUAGCAAGGGGCCAGGCACAGAAUAAUUCCUUUAUUGCAAUGAAUUGAUGGAACUAGAUUAUUAAAUGAAUCCUGCAGGAUUCUAUGAUGCAAGCUGAAUGCAUAUUAGAGGAAUUCUCUGGCUAAUUUUUAAAAAUUUGGAAAACAAACACCUGUAGCAGUUUCUUUAUCUUAUAAUUGAUACUCUGUUUUAUUUUGUUCGUAAACAUUCUAUGCAAGUGUUGAAGUAUACAGCAGCUAAACUUCAUGGAAUAUAUUAACUAGUUUUAUUUUCUUUAUGAAAUCAGAAGUGCUCGUUUUGGCCUCCUGGAAAUCAAUGUUGACAAUCAUUUUAUUAACUAAAGGUGCUACUUAUCUUCCAGUAUUUACCUUGAUCUUUAAGCGCUCCUGUCUGCUGACUUUUCUUUUUUCUUUCUUUCUUUUUUUUGGUGGGGGUGGUGCAGACAGGGAGAAGAGUGCAAAAAAAAUUUUACAUUUUUAUCGGAAUCAUGCAAUUUAGCACUGUAUAUGUUCCUUUGCACUUUAUUAUUAUUGUAUUUUAAUUAUUAUUUCUAAAUGCUUACUAAUUUUUAUUUCAGGCCUAUGCUGUUUCUUAGAAAGUAUAUGCAUAUAUAUUUAUAUAAUAUGUAAUAAAAACCAGUAUUGCUUAAAUUAAAAUUAAAAUGACAAAUAAAUGUUUAUGUUAAAUUUUGAAAUGAAA